AUGGCGGUGCUAGCAGCCUCGGAAGCUGAUCAUCUGCGCACGAAGGCACGAAAGGAUCUGCUCAAUCUCCUCGAAGGCGUUAGAGGUAGGAAGAACCUGGUUAUUAGCAAAUCUUUAACCGGUCCUAUCAACCUCUUCGUCAACUUUUCAACUCUCAAGGAGUAUGGCGUGGAUAAGCUCUUUGUCUUGGAAAACGGCAACACCGACUCCUCCCAGCGAAAUAUUGCCUACUUAGUCCAUGGCGAGGAACCGUCUCAGGUGCAAGCUACUGCAGAACAAGUCAAGAAGCUACUAAAGAAUGGAUCUGUUGAGCAUGAGAUCUCCAUAUUUUGGGUUCCAAGACGAACGUUGGUAUCCAACAAAAUCCUGGAAGAUGAGGGCGUGUUAGGUGAUGUGAAUGUCUCAGAAUUCCCGAUGUAUUUCUUGCCUCUGGAGGAUGAUGUCCUGUCUCUGGAACUCGAAGAUGCCUUCAUGGAACUGUACUUGAAAGGGAAUCCUACUUCAAUUUUUCUGGCAUCAAAAGCUUUGAUGCUCAUACAACAGCGCCAUGGAUUCUUUCCACGAAUACUUGGCAAGGGCGACAACGCUCGCAGACUCGCCAACCUUCUAGUUCGAGGAAGGAAAGAGCUGGAUGUGGAGGAUGGUUCAAGCUACGGUGGCGGUGCCAGAGCUACACUUCCAAGUGCUACGCUGGACAGCCUCAUAAUCAUGGAUCGGGACGUGGAUUUCGCCACACUCUUCUUGACCCAACUGACCUACGAAGGUCUUAUCGAGGAGACUGUUGGCAUCCAGCAGAAUCAAGCUGAAGUGGACUCAUCCGUCACUGGCACUGCUUCACAGAAUUCGACACAACCACCUCAGGGCUCGGCAUCAACCAAUACUUCACCACCUUCCACGACACGGCAAAACCUCAAAACAAAGAUCAAACUCGAUUCGAGCGAUUCACUCUACUCACAACUUCGCUUCUCGAAUUUUGCUAUCGUGGGAUCGCUUCUGAAUAAAGUAGCCCGCCGGCUUGAAUCAGACUAUGAAGUCCGUCAUUCGGCUCGUACCACCACUGAGCUAGGCGACUUCGUCAGAAAGUUACCUGUCUACCAGCAGGAACAUCAAUCUCUCCGUAUCCACACCAACCUUGCCGAAGAGAUCGUGAAACAGACUCGCAGCGAAAUCUUUAACCGCGUCCUCGAAGUCCAGCAAAAUAUCGCAGCCGGCACAGACGCCACCUACCAGCACGACACUGUCGAAGAGCUCAUCGCCCGUGAUGUCCCCCUUCCCACAAUCCUCCGUCUCCUCUGCCUCGAAUCCUGUAUAUCCGGCGGCAUCCGUCCCCGUGAUCUCGAAAACUUCAAACGACAAAUGCUCCAGGCCUACGGCUACCAAAACCUACUCACAGUCGACGCUCUCGAGAAAAUGGAACUUCUCCAACCCCGUUCCUCCGCCAACGCAUUGCUUCUCCCUAUCCCCGGCACUGGCAACACCGGCACCAAUGCCGCAGCAAACAACAACACUCCCGGCACAAAGACAAACUACAAUUACCUCCGCAAAGUGCUUCGCCUGAUCAUGGACGAAGUCAAGGAGCAAGACCCCAAAGAUGUCGCCUACGUCUACAGCGGCUACGCUCCCCUCUCCAUCCGCAUCAUCCAAUGCAUCCUUCAGAAAUCCUAUAUCCAAUCCCUCAACCGCUCCCCUUUUCCCUUGACCCCCACCUCCACCGGCUGGCAGGGCUUCGAAGACGUCCUCAAAUCAGCCAAGGGCCCCACAUUUACCAUCACCCAGAAGGCUAUCGACGAAAGAUUGGUAAAAGCCAGAGAUAGUCUGAGAGGUGGUGGUGGGUGGAAGACGAUUUAUAUAAUGUUCUUGGGUGGGAUCACUUUUACAGAGAUUGCGGCACUAAAGUUUGUGGGAAGGCAGUUGGAGGGCGAGAAGAAGAGGUUGAUGAUCUGUACGACUGGGAUCGUGAGUGGGAAUAAGGUUAUGGAGGGGGUGAUGGAGAAGAGGGGGUUCGGUGUCGGUACGUAG
Molecule: messenger RNA, 2019 nt
Organism: Endocarpon pusillum Z07020
Lineage: Eukaryota; Fungi; Ascomycota; Eurotiomycetes; Verrucariales; Verrucariaceae
Exons: 4
Coding region: 1-2019 (672 amino acids)
Biological process (GO): vesicle-mediated transport; intracellular protein transport
Cellular component (GO): fungal-type vacuole; CORVET complex
Source: RefSeq, a predicted model, not a curated record